Ceratina calcarata is the source of this 4591-nucleotide messenger RNA. Its product is annotated as zinc finger CCCH domain-containing protein 13. Gene Ontology annotation, cellular component: RNA N6-methyladenosine methyltransferase complex. Gene Ontology annotation, molecular function: metal ion binding. The record is from RefSeq and is a predicted model, not a curated record. The transcript has 10 exons. The coding region runs from base 296 to 4327 and encodes 1343 amino acids. Gene Ontology annotation, biological process: mRNA modification. NCBI's taxonomy places the organism in Eukaryota, Metazoa, Arthropoda, Insecta, Hymenoptera, Apidae.
UUCAGUGGUUUCACCAUGUUUUACUGUGUUUUACUUAGCGUACGUAUACUCAGUACGAAUGUGAGCUUAACUUUUAAGAAUAAAACAGUGUAAAUAUUACAGCAGCGGCGAUCACGAGGAGAAUAUUCGUAGAACAAGUAACGUGCGACUUAUGCUUCUUAGUUUUUAAGACCGGUUAAGACCGAUUAGUUUAAAGAUCGUGAUUACAUUGAUGGUGAUUCCAUAGCAAAUGAAUAUUUGCAUGCUGCAGUUAUGUGCUUCCAUUGUGAAAACAUAAUUGUUUUAUGGUGAUAAUAUGUCAAAAUCAAACAUAAGGAAGAUAACGGUUGACCCUACGAAAUGUAAUACAGACUCUCGUCGACCAAGUGUGUUUGAGAGGUUGGGGACCAAACCAGCUGUUACUGCCGGCCAAAAUUCGUCAGAUUAUUGUAGAAACUGGGCACUGAACGGCAGCUGUUCGUACGGAAAGAAUUGCAAAUAUGCAAAUACUCACACAUUAAUAAGUCCAUCCAAACGUGCCAAGAAGGAUAAUGCUAUUGCAAGUACAGCUGGUCUCAUUGAGGAUCCAUUUAAAAGGCUCACUUCCAAGAUUGUAAAAAAAGCAUCGCACAGUCCCGAUUUAAAUUUAGAGGAGUGGAAUCAAACAGAUUUGGAAUACGAGGACGAGAAGGUGUUAGAGAGACGUAGACAGUUGUUGCAGCGCGAGUUAGAGCUUCAAAUGAAGAAGGAUAAAGAGGUGCAUGGGAAAGACAGAGUGAGACAGAAGAAAAAGGCUAUGACUUCUUCCUCAAGCUCUCACACCUCCAGCUCGUCCAGCAGUAGUAGUAGUUCGAGCAGCGAAGACUCGUCUUCCAGUUCAACGUCCGAUUCUCGUAAAAAAGUAAAGAAGAUCAAGUCUAAACGGCAUCACAGUGGUUCUACCGAUUAUGACGAAGACAAAGAAAGGAGAAGAAAGUUGAAGUUGAAAAGACUCGGAACGAAAACCGAGAAGCCGUCGGUGAAGAAGAAACGUAAGUUGGAAACUAUUUCUACGAAGAAGGACGCGAAUGUCAGAUCGGCGAAGAAGUACAGUUCAUCUUCUACGUCGCGAAAGCAUUCUUCCACGUCUUGUACGAGAUCGCCGGCGAUACAAGUGUCUACCGCGGUAGCGUCAACGACCGCGACGACAGUAUUGGGUUCUGCCGUGUCCGUGCCUCAUCACGGGACGUCUACUAAAGUCAGAGAGAGGAACAGAAGUGAAUCUCCGAAAGCGUCGAAGAGCAGAGACAUCGAGAAAGAUGACAGACAUUACAAGAAAGUGCGAGAGGUGGAUGAAUUGUCUAAAGACAGUGCUAAGACUAAGACGUUCGAGAAGGUCAAGGAACAGGACAAGGAAAAGAGUCGUGCGAUAAACGAAAAAGCGAAAGUAGAUGAGAGAUUAAAAUCGAAGUGCAAAGACAAAGACAUACGUUCCAGGACACCGCCGCCGUCGGACAGAUCGAAGCAUCAGCACUCGAAAGAAGUGAUUUCGACGAAAACUCAUCGCAGUCGUACGCCUGAGAAAUCGUCGAGGUCCAAGCGAGAACUUACUCCGCCGAAACCGCAAGAUAGGCAAGUUUCUGCGAAUAGAUCUCGCGACACUGAGAAGAAAGAUCGCGAAUCACAUAAAAGUGACAAGACCAAAGACAGAGAGGACGUACGAAAGAAUGAACAAAACAGUAAAUCUAGACAAUUGUCUACUCAGGAAGAGAGCCACAGGCGGAUCGGUAAAGAGUUUGAAGAUAAAGCCUACGUAGGUGACAAAACACGACAGAAGAGCAGAGAACGGCGAGAUAAGGAGCACACGAGGGAUGAACGGGGCCAUUCGAGACUUGCUCGGGAUCAACGAGACGCUCGUGACAAGGAUAAGGAAGAUGUACAGGAUCGUUGUCGCGAACGACAACGGGAGAGGGAUCGCGAACGGGACAGGGAUCGAGAACGAGAUCGCGAUCGAGAAAGGGACCGGGACCGGGAUCGUGACCGCGACCGUGAUCGUGAACGAGACCGUGAACGUGAUCGAGAUCGAGAUCGCGACCGUGACAGAGAGAAGGAAUCAUUAAAAACGAGAGAUAGGGACGUAGCUCCUUUGGUUUCGACGUCUCUGAGUCUGACAACUGAUAAAAAUUCGCGCUAUAGUCGAGAUAAAGAAAGAAUAGUAGCGAAGGACAGUGCGUUCGAGAAGAACGGUACUCGCGAACGUAGAAGCGACAGAGAGAGAGAACGAUCGGAAACGAAAACUCUCUCUGAUAGAGACAGAGCAUCUCAACGCGUUGAAAGCAGAUACGAUAGGGGUACUGUGGAUAAGGAUGCAUCUGCUCGUAAAGCUAAUGUAAAUUCGCCGAGAGAUCGUACCGAUCGUUUCCCUCGUGAAAGAUCUUUGGACAGAGCAUCGUUGCUUGACAAAAGUGUACCGCCAUUAUCGCAGACGCCUGCUUUACCAGUUCAAACUUCUAUAGCUUCGUCUUCAUCUUCGUCUGCACCAGCUACGUUGUCGACGUCGCGAGAUAAUUUGAUCGAUAGAAUAGACGUUGGACAUUACGAUCGGGAGAGGCACAGGCGGUUUGGUACGAGAUACGAUCGAACUCACGCGUCUGAACACGAUCAAUCGCGUGUCACACCGACCAAAGUUGAUCGCCUGGUCGACAGACGGGAAACCAGUCCACGACGGACGAUUGAGAUCGACAGAAAUUAUAAUAGAAAUUACGGACGUUUGUCGGAGCAUUGGGAAGAACCGGAGGAAUCGUCCUCGCAUUUAGAUUAUCGCGAUCAUCAUGUUCACGAAGACGACCGAAGGAAAACCGUCGAUGGAAGAAGGUACGACAGUCCGUUCGAUGAAAGGCGUGGAAUUCGUGAAGAGAGAUCUCGAGAAUCUAGAUACGUCGUUCAAACCGCCGAUAGAACGACGUUCGAUGAUCAUCGUCAUCAUCAUCACCAUCACAGACAUCCGCUUUACUCCGGAGAGAAAUUAAGAAGCAAUCCCGCUAUUCGGGAUGAAAGCGUACCUAACGAUGAAUGGGAUGCUCACCAUCGUGACAUUGAACAUGGCAGGGAUCGAACUUACGGCCCUGUGGAUUGGGAAGAAAGGGAAUGGCGAGUGAGAGCGUUAUGGGAUAGCAGAGACAGCCUUCCUCGAUCGGAAGUACACGACGACGACUGGAAUUCCCGAUACGAUAAUUCCGUGUCCGAUUGGAAAUCGAAUGAACCCAGAAAGUGGGAUAAUCAAUCGGUACAUAUUCGAGGUCAUUACAGGAACGAUCGAUCCAAGGAAAUGGAGAUAACAGAAUCGACGCCGCAUAACAAGAGGCGACCUUAUAACAGUUCCGAAAGUAGAGAUGAAUGUACGGUUCAUACUUCCAAACAGGCAUCCUUGUACGGUAGCAUGAAGGAGGAACCUAUUAAUAAAAAGUUGAUGGAGCUUGCAGAAGGUAAGCUACCAUCGACUCGAGAGAAGUCUACAGAUAUGUUUCAGAAGAAACCUCCACCUAAGGAAAAAUCCGAAACGAAAGAAAUCGUUUCCUCUGAAUCGAAGCGUUCCUGCAUCGAUGAAUCUCUGCAAACGCUUCAUACCGAAAGCGAUCUCAGUGAUAUUAGCGAUGAUCCAGACGAUAUAUUGAACAUGGAAGAUACCACGGAUGCGGACACAAAUAAAACACGCGCAACUAAGAAAAGCCCUGAUAUCACGCAACGGGAUGGUCAAGCCACGAGUCAGGAGGCAGAUUCUUCAUCUCCAAAAGAAGCUAUAGAAGAAACCGUUUUCAACGCAAAAGGAAAAGACAAUACCGAUGCAAUGUCGUUCAGGAAUAUGGAAGACGAAAAUAUGGAGACUAUGGAUUUCGAAGAGAUUUCCGACGGUGAAUUGGAAGAGGAUAUAAAGACUAGUGGGAAGGGUUUGGGCGAUGCUCUGGGUGUCGAUUGGGAGAGUCUCGUUAAAGAGACGCAGCCUCGUAAAUCAAUGUCGUGCAAUCAGAAUUCGGAGAAUCGCUGGCAGUGCAAAGCGAUUCUACAAAGGAUCGGUGUAUCCGCGAAGUACGCCGGCGAGGAUCUGGUAAAAAAGUUAUCGAAGAAAUACGAGACCGAAGAUCGUUCGGAAUUAUUCCUUCAUAACGUUGCAUUUAUGCACACGGCACUCGCUCGAGAUCGUUUGCUACGUGACUUAAACAAUGACAUGUUACCUGUGGUAGAUGACUUUCUAUACAGGAAUAAUAAUAAUGUACAUAUUGACGAAGACGUGGACUACGAUAUAGAAGUCUUAAAGCCUUGUACAGCUUUGUAUGAAGAAGCGAAGUGUUUAUUACAGCAGGUCGUAUGAAAAUGAUGCUUUUACCUAUAGGAUAUGACAUUCUAGAUGUACACGAGAGUGUAAGUGCAUCUACUCAUUACUUCCUAGUCUGGUUUUAGCUACAAUUUAGCUAGUACUUAGCUAUCAGUGGCGCAAUGUAAAAAGGAAUUUUCCUAAAAAUUCCUAAAGGUUUUUAACUUGCCAUGACUAAACGUCUUUUUGUAUAUUGUUCAAUCCUGAUGUAUUACUGCAAAAUGAAAUGUAGUAUCCGAGAGAAAUAUAAUAAUUUAAUAC